AUGGAUGGUGACUGGGAGGAAGUCGGGCGGUUGCUCCUCCCGCCCCCAGGGCAUAAUGCCCUUCCUACCCCCGCUACCGCGAUGGGAUUCGACUCUUCCCAGGAACUCAUAUGGCUUGGGAACGAAUUCGGGCGCGUCUCGAGCUUCUACGGCACCGAUCUCACACGAUAUACCUCAUUCAGAGCCGGGGAAGGCGCUGUACGGCAGCUGCUAUUUCAUGAGAAAGGCAUCAUAGCAUUAUGCCCGCGAAGUGUUCAUAUGGCCACUCGACGUGGACCGCCCCUCUGGCAUAUCCAACAUGACGAGAUGAAAGACCUCCGAUGUAUGAGCUACACAUCCAAAGGCGCAUCCGAAAUACUCGUUGCUGGGCUGCAGGACCAGAUGUUUACAAUCGACGUGGACAAAGGAACAAUUACGAAACAGAUACCCACGAACGAUCACUAUACCAUCAUGAAGCGGAGCCGAUAUAUAUGUGCAGCCACAAAAGGGGGGUCCGUCAACAUUCUCGAUUCAGUAACUUUCAACCUUAUCAAGACAUGGAAUGCCCAUUCCUCGCUCAUUAACGAUAUGGACGCCCAGCAUGAUUUCAUUGUCACUUGUGGGUAUUCUCUCCGGCAGCAGCAGUCCUACAUGCUUGACCCUCUAGUCAACGUAUUUGACUUGAAAAACAUGAUUUCCAUGUCACCUAUUCCGUUUCCUGCCGGUGCGGCGUACGUUCGCAUGCACCCUCGCAUGUCAACGACAAGUAUCGUCGUAUCACAGCUUGGCCAAAUGCAUAUAGUCGACUUAAUGAACGUAAAUACCAGCAACGUAAGACAAGCGAACGUGUUGACGUAUUUGAGCAUGGUCGAAAUUGCGCCAUCAGGAGAGGCCAUUGCACUCGUUGACGGAGAGUCUAACCUUCAUCUUUGGGGUUCCCCAUCCCGAACACGAUUUGCAGAGCUCAGUAAUCCAGUUGAGUUUGCUGAGCCAGAGGAAACCGUACAACCGUUGGAUUGGAGCGUUGAUACCCCCCUCAAUAGUAUUGGCAUGCCAUACUACCGAGAACAACUGUUAUCCGCCUGGCCGAGCCAUAUGAUUUUUGAGGUGGGCGCGCCGCCUCCCAAGAUCGACCCCCUUUUGAUGGCCUCACUGAAGGUUACGGAGUGGGGUGGCUACGGUCGAAAUACACGGGGCAUGAAGAGAAACCAGGUUGAGAAUACUAGAACUACAGAAAAGACAUCUACAUGUCUUCAAGCCCCCAAGUUUUUGAGUGAAAAGGCCAGGGAGGCUGCUAAUGAUGCGUCACUCGAGCGGCGGAUAAGUGAUGCUGCCGAUGCUAUUGGAACUGCAGAGCUAUCGAGUAUGAGAGCUGAGGUUCCGGUAAUGUAUCGAAAUGUUGAAAUUAAGUACAGCAAGUUUGGAGUGGAUGACUUCGACUUUGGCUUUUAUAACAAAACCACAUAUUCUGGACUUGAGAUCCACAUCUCAAAUUCUUACGCCAACCCGCUACUUCAAGUCAUGCAUUUUACUCCCCUAAUCCGGAACCUAGCAUUACAGCACACGGCAACCGCAUGCGCCAAUGACUUGUGUUUGCUAUGUGAAAUGGGGUUUCUGUUCGACAUGCUUGAAAAGGCCGAGGGAUCCAUUUGUCAAGCUACAAACAUGUUGAAGACACUGAGUAAUCACCCUCAAGCCGGGCCCUUGGGUCUCCUCGAAGAAGAUGCCCCUGGCUCUAACCUCACAACAAUGCUUCAAGGCUUAAAUCGAUUUUUGCUCGAUAGAAUCACACAAGAUUAUAGAAGCAUCCCGCCAUUUACUCCUGCUUUUGACCAUGUCUUAGCAACUUCCGCCACGACUGCGAUACGUUGUAUGAAUUGUCGUAGUGAGCAUACGAGGCCGGGUACUACUUUUGUGAAUGACCUAGUCUACCCCUUACCAAAACUCGGUGUACGAAAUGCCCGGGCUCCAAAGGUAUCCUUCUCACAAGUUUUGAAAUCGAGUGUAGAGCGUGAAACGACAAGUCGAGGGUGGUGCAGCAGAUGCCAACGCUACCAAUCCCUUGCAACCCGCAAGACGAUCCAUAGUGUUCCCGCUGUCCUUAUGCUAAACGCUGCGGUUAACACCGCCGAGGCAAAGCAACUUUGGGCUACACCGGGCUGGCUACCUGAAGAGAUAGGGAUCAUUGUCGACCAGGGCCAAUUCUUCUGCUACCAAGGCGAAGAUUUGAAACUUCAUCUACAGCGUGGCAUACACAAUAUUACAGUCUACUCUUUAAUCGGUCUAGCGGCCGACAUCGAUAGUGGACAACAGCAGAAGUCCCAUCUCGUCUCCCUCGUGAAUGUUGCACAUUCCAAGCCUGCGGCUCCGGAAGAGAGUCAGUGGCAUCUUUUCAAUGAUUUUCUGGUUAGGCCGAUCAAGGCAGAAGAGGCCUUGACGUUUAAUACGUCUUGGAAAAUUCCCUCUGUCAUCACAUACCAAGUUAAGGUCGCCAAUAACCGCAUUGACAACACUUGGAAGCAGAGUUUGGAUACUUCUCUGCUUUACGUAGACCAUAACACCAGUCCUGGCACGAAAACCUACCGCCCCCUAACCCCCCAGGAAGCGCCCCAGGAAGGAACGGUUGUAGCUCUAGAUACCGAAUUCGUCGCUGUCCGCCAACCCGAAAUUGAAAUGAACUCUGACGGCGAGCGCGAAACCAUCCGCCCCAUAGUCUACGCUCUCGCACGUGUGUCUGUCAUCCGUGGCGCGGGCGAAGACGAAGGCGAACCGUUUAUUGACGAUUACAUUGCAUCCAAAGAACCCAUCGUUGACUACCUAACCUCAUAUUCGGGCAUCGUGCACGGCGAUCUCGACCCCAGACUCUCAAAACAUAACAUCGUCCCGCUAAAAGUGGCCUACAAGAAACUAUGGAUCCUGCUCAACCUAGGCUGCAAGUUCCUCGGUCACGGUCUGAAGCAGGAUUUCCGCGUCGCCAAUAUCCACGUCCCUAAACCGCAAAUCAUCGACACGAUCGACUUCUUCUUCGUCAAGGCACGGCUGCGCAAGCUAUCUCUCGCGUUCCUUGCCUGGUACCUCUUGAAGGAAGAUAUCCAGCUCGAGACGCACGAUAGUAUCGAGGAUGCACGCACCGCGCUGAAGCUUUAUCGGAAGUACCAAGAGUUUCAGGAUGCGGGGAUCCUAGAGACUAUGCUGGCGGAUAUCUAUCGAAAAGGAAGGGAGAUGAAUUAUAAAGCCCCGAAUGCUAAGCGCGACGGGGUUGUAGUUGAGCGAACAGAGACUCCGCCAAUUCCUGGAGAUAAUGGCGGCCGCGCAGGUGGAAAUGGCAACGGUCAAGCACUAGCACCAAGUAAUCCCACAACACCUGUCCGGAGGCCAAUGGGUCUUGCCCCCGGGACAGGAGGCUCAAAUUUCGGGUCCGGGUCGGGAUGGACGCCUGGGAAGGGUUCUACACUCGGAGGAUCGCCGUUGAAAUAG
Venustampulla echinocandica is the source of this 3456-nucleotide messenger RNA. RefSeq names its product PAB-dependent poly(A)-specific ribonuclease subunit PAN2. Lineage: Eukaryota; Fungi; Ascomycota; Leotiomycetes; Helotiales; Pleuroascaceae. Gene Ontology annotation, molecular function: poly(A)-specific ribonuclease activity; nucleic acid binding; protein binding. Gene Ontology annotation, cellular component: P-body; PAN complex. The record is from RefSeq and is a predicted model, not a curated record. Gene Ontology annotation, biological process: nuclear-transcribed mRNA poly(A) tail shortening; mRNA processing. Bases 1 to 3456 code for a protein of 1151 amino acids. The transcript has 11 exons.